Limanda limanda (common dab) is the source of this 1260-nucleotide messenger RNA. RefSeq names its product centromere protein K (gene cenpk). The record is from RefSeq and is a predicted model, not a curated record. Gene Ontology annotation, biological process: kinetochore assembly; mitotic sister chromatid segregation. The transcript has 10 exons. The coding region runs from base 54 to 857 and encodes 267 amino acids. Gene Ontology annotation, cellular component: nucleus. NCBI's taxonomy places the organism in Eukaryota, Metazoa, Chordata, Actinopteri, Pleuronectiformes, Pleuronectidae.
ACAGGAGGCGCGUUGUUGUUGUCUUCCGCUCGCAGGCGAACAUUUCACAAUCGAUGGCUGAGCUGAGGGCAGCUGAACAUGCAGCAGCAUCAGAGCUGUCAGAGGCUGCUCAGGCGGAGCUGCUGGAGCUGUGUGAGGAGCAGUUCUCUCAGCUGGAGAAGCUUCAGAAUGAGAUCACACUGUCUGAACCAGAUUACUGCGAGAACCCACAGGAGCAGUCAGUGAAUCGACUGAUUGCAACAGAAGCUGAACUGAAGCAGUGGCUGGCAGUGGAGCCCAAAUUGCUGGCAGUGAAUUCAGAAGUUUUACUUGAAGCUGGAAAAGAGGAGAUGCUCAAGCUGUGUUCUGAACUUGAGAUGGUUGCUUCCUGCUACGAAGCAAAGACAGACAAACUGAAAGAGACCAAAGAACUUGAGCUGAAGUGGUUGGAGGAGAAGAAACAGGUGCUAUUAGCGGCCAGUGAUCGCGCUGAACGACUUCAAAUGGACAAGGAGAAAAUAUCAGAGCUGAGUGUACUGCGGGACACCAAGGCCAAAAUCCAGAAAAUGAAGGUGUACCAGGAGACGUUGAUGGAGUGUCUGGGGGACGUCCUGGAAAAGCAUGCUCCUCUCCCUCAGAUUGAAUUCAGUACAAACAGGAAGAAGACGAACAUUGACCUGGGGAUAAAUGGAAACUUGAUUUCACUUAAUGAAAUCCUGGAGGUGCUCAUGAACAAGGUCCUGAGCACACCACACGACACCUAUGUGACGAUAGAUGACACAUUCUGGCCACCGUACAUAGAGCUGCUUCUCCGCUACGGGAUUGCAGUGAGGCACCAGGAGAAUCACUUCAAGAUCCGCCUGGAGACCUUCUUUUAGGACAGUGGUGCAUUAGCCAUCUCAGGCACCAUUUGUAAGUGUUUCUAAUUCCAGUCGCCUUGUACAGUCCUGCUGUUGUGUAUAUAUAUAUAUAUAUGUGUGUGUGUGUGUCUGUGUGUGUGCGAAAGCUGAUAUGAAGACAGCUGUUAAAGCAACAAGGCUUGUACGUUUCUGUAUGUGUAUGUCUGUUGUAGAGUGCAUAUUAAAGAUAGCAUUUCCUGAAAUGCCCAUUUAGGCUUUAUACAAGUAGGUUUUAUGUUAAGAUCCCAUUUGUACAGAAUAACCAUGGACUAUUUUACAUUUAACAUAUCCUUUUGUCUAAAUAUUUCCCUGGAUUAUAGUUCCAUAACUGUUUUCAUUUGCCAGGUUCAAUUUGUAAUAAACAAUGUAUAGUAUGUAAGUG